AUGCGAGCGCCACCCAGUGGCACGCUAAUCUCGGAACACCACCAAUUUUCCCGACCUUGUGUCGUAGAGCAACGUCGGCCGGUAGCAAGCACCAACCUCCAUCACCACGAACUCGCGUUUUGGAAGCGCCGCCGCCACCUGCGCUUCGUCGAAAUCGUCGUCAUCCAGGUCGCCGUAGUGCCGCAGCAGCUCCGCGGGAGCUGGGGGCACGAAGGGGGGCACUAUGCGCUCCCACCUGGAGGUGGCCGGAUUGAAGUACGCCGCCACCCGCCGCUCAACUCCUCGGCGAAGACUGAGAGGCCGAGCACCGUGGCGGCCGAGACGCAGAGCGCCAACAUCUGCCGCCGCGUGACGAGACGCCGCUAA
This is a messenger RNA of Babesia bigemina, 366 nucleotides long. RefSeq lists its product as hypothetical. The coding region runs from base 1 to 366 and encodes 121 amino acids. Lineage: Eukaryota; Apicomplexa; Aconoidasida; Piroplasmida; Babesiidae. The record is from RefSeq and is a predicted model, not a curated record. The transcript has 3 exons.